AUGGACGCAAGUCCGCCAGUGCGAGCAGUUUACAUGGUAAUCGAGGCUUUGAAGUUACCCGAAGUAAAAUAUGUUGAAACUGACCUCUUGAAUGAUGACCACCUUAAGGAUGAUUUUUUAAAGGCCGAGUUAGGAGAGCAGGAGAAGGAUCUCCUGCUCUGGGCCGAGGUCGUGGUGCCUCAUUGCGCUUACCCCGCAACCCCGGCUGAACAUCAGCCCUAUAAGGCCCCGUCUAUGGGUUCAUUAACAAUGGUACUGACACUAUACAAAAUAGAUGCGAGUCCUCCAGUGAGGUCUGUGUUCAUGGCUAUAGAAGCUUUGGACCUUGAGAAUGUGCAAAUGGUUGACGUCAAUUUAUUCGAAGGAGAACAUUUAAGAGAAGAAUACUUGAAGGUGAAUCCCCAACAUACUGUUCCGAUGCUAGCUGACAAUGAUUUUUAUAUCUGGGACAGUCAUGCUAUUGUAACUUAUUUGGUGACGAAAUACGGCAAGAAUGAUGAUCUGUACCCAGCUGACCCAGAAAAGAGAGCUAUCAUUGAUCAACGACUUCAUUUCGAUAGUGGAAUACUGUUUCCAUCUUUAAGGGCUUGGAAAAAAGUUCAUGUGUUGCCAUUACCCAAAGUCUCCAAUCCGUCCUCACUUUCUGAGUUUCGUCCCAUAUCCAUACUUCCUAUCCCAUCUCAAGUCCUCGAGAGUGUUGUUAACAGUCAACUGUCCCAUUACCUCUCCUCUAACAGAUUGCUAAGUCCAUACCAAUCUGGUUUUCGCCCUGGUCAUUGCACAGUGUCGGCACUGGUUAAAAUAACCGAUGACAUCCGACUGGCCAUUGAGAAUAGACUUUUGACGAUAAUGGUGUUGUUGGACUUUAGCAGUGCUUUUAACUCAGUUGACUUUGACAUCCUCCUCGGUAUCCUAUCCUCACUAAAUGUAUCUCCUUCUGCAACUGCAUGGUUCAAUUCUUAUCUUCGAGGUCGCUCGCAGUCGGUCCGCUCUGAUGAUGUUUCAUCUGAUUGGUGCGACCUGUCGGCGGCAGACGACUUGCAGCUAUAUCAACACUGUAAACUCGAAGAACUUCCUAAAGCAAUUGAUGCCAUCAAUAAUGAUCUUGGAAACAUAAGUAAAUGGGCUAAAAGUUUUGGACUAUUAGCAAAUCCUACCAAAUCGCAAGCUCUCAUUGUUGGUGGCAGAUAUUUUCUUAAUAAACUGCAGUCUCCUCCACCAGUCUUAUACGAUAACGUUGCCAUAUCAUAUACUACUUAUGUCAAGAACUUGGGUGUCCUAAUGGAUUGUCAUUUGUCCUGGGGUCUACACAUUGCAGAAUCGCUCCUUCUCCCUUUACUAGAUUAUGCUGAUGUCUGCUUCCUUGAUGCGACUGAGGAACUUCUUGACAAACUCGAACGUUUGCAGAAUCUGUGCAUCCGCUUCAUUUUCGGCCUUCGGAAAUACGACCAUGUGUCAGAAUUUCGGAGUCGUCUGAAGUGGCUGCCUAUUUGA
Spodoptera exigua (beet armyworm) is the source of this 1494-nucleotide messenger RNA. Lineage: Eukaryota; Metazoa; Arthropoda; Insecta; Lepidoptera; Noctuidae. The record is from the annotation of a GenBank genome assembly.